Stylophora pistillata is the source of this 804-nucleotide messenger RNA. RefSeq names its product p53 and DNA damage-regulated protein 1. Gene Ontology annotation, cellular component: prefoldin complex. Gene Ontology annotation, biological process: protein folding. The record is from RefSeq and is a predicted model, not a curated record. Lineage: Eukaryota; Metazoa; Cnidaria; Anthozoa; Scleractinia; Pocilloporidae.
UUGGGAACCAGACAAUCCAAAAUGGCGGAUAGACUUGCUUCUCAAACGCUACAGAAAUUUGCGGAAUUAGAAGAGCUCGCUCAAGAAAUCAUGGAAGAUAAACAACAGAUAGUCGAACUUGAUAGGCAGAGGAAUACGAAUAGAGAGGCUCUUCGGAUGCUAAAGAAAGAGGACAAAAGUGGAAACAAUGGGGCGUCAUCUUCUAAACCUUGGGUGUGCUUUGGAAACAUGUUCAUCAAGCUUCCAAAUGGUAAUGUGCAAGCAAUGUUGCAACAAGAUCAGAAGAACUUGGAUGAGGAAGUAAGCAGGCUGAGGAAAGAAUUAAAGCCUAAAGUGUCAAAGCUUCAUGAACUGGAAGGAUUGCCAGAGGUGAAAGGAUUCGACUUAACUGCUUUGACAAAAGAUGAUUUGCAGAGUCUGGAGCCAUGAUUCCUCCAAGUAGGAGGAGACAUGGUUGCAAUACUACCUUGCACGUGGACUCUUCACUCUGUGAACAAGUCAUGUAAGGCUGAAGAAUAUGACAAGAUACAAAUCUUCAGUUGUCAAAACAGCAAAGGUAUACCUUUGGAGGAAGGGAGAGAGAACUGGGGUGCAAGUGAUCCCCCAGCUUGACAAGAAAAUCCUGCCUACACCUUGGAAGAAAAUGCAAGAUAUGAUUUCAGUGAACUUUAGAGCAUCAUUGUUUACACAUGGAACACUAGAAACUGAUCCUUGCCUUGUUUAAUAUGUUAUUAUCGCCUGACUUUUGUUUUGGACAUUUCCAUCAGUUGAAAAAGCAGCAAUAAAUAUUCACUAUUCUUAAGC